CAUCAACCCAAAAAAAAAGUUCCGAUCUUUGACAAAAAAAGAUUCGCAAAAACCAAAUCGGAAGAGAUCCGAUCACCGAUGGCGUUAUCACGACUCUCUCUACGAUCCAACCGCUUCCUCAAACCUACCCCCACCCUCCUCCGCCACGUCUCCACAGACACAACCCCCAUCACAAUCGAAACCGCCGUCCCCUUCGAAUCCCACCUCUGCGACGCGCCCUCACGCUCCGUCACAACCUCCUCCUCCGAGAUCCUCACCUUCUUCCGCGACAUGGCCCGCAUGAGACGCAUGGAGAUCGCCGCCGACUCUCUCUACAAAUCCAAACUCAUCCGCGGCUUCUGCCACCUCUACGACGGCCAAGAAGCCUUGGCCGUCGGCAUGGAGGCGGCCAUCACAAGAAAAGACGCCAUCAUAACGUCGUACAGAGACCACUGCACGUUCUUGGGGCGAGGAGGGGAGCUUGUUGACGCGUUCUCGGAGCUGAUGGGGAGGAAGAGAGGGUGCUCUAACGGGAAAGGAGGGUCGAUGCAUUUUUAUAAGAAGGAUGCGUGUUUCUACGGAGGGCAUGGGAUCGUUGGUGCGCAGAUUCCGUUGGGGUGUGGUUUGGCUUUUGCGCAGAAGUAUAAUAAGGAGGAGUUUGUUACUUUUACUUUGUAUGGUGAUGGUGCGGCCAAUCAGGGGCAGUUGUUUGAGGCUUUGAAUAUUGCUGCUCUUUGGGAUUUGCCUGCUAUUCUUGUUUGCGAGAAUAACCACUAUGGAAUGGGGACUGCUACGUGGAGGUCUGCUAAGUCUCCUGCUUAUUUUAAGCGUGGGGACUAUGUUCCUGGCUUGAAGGUGGAUGGUAUGGAUGCACUGGCUGUGAAACAGGCAUGCAAGUUCGCCAAGGAGCAUGCGCUCAAGAAUGGACCUAUCAUCCUUGAGAUGGACACCUACAGAUACCACGGUCACUCUAUGUCUGACCCAGGAAGCACCUACCGUACACGUGACGAAGUCUCCGGCGUGAGACAGGUGCGUGAUCCUAUUGAAAGGGUGAGAAAGUUGCUGUUAACUCAUGACAUAGCUACAGAAAAAGAGCUUAAGGACAUGGAGAAAGAGGUGAGGAAAGAAGUGGAUGACGCUGUAGCUCAGGCCAAGGAGAGCCCUGUACCAGAGCCAUCUGAGCUAUUCACAAACAUGUACGUGAAAGACUGUGGAGUUGAGUCAUUUGGAGCAGACAGAAAAGAACUCAAAGUCACACUUCCAUAAAACCUUGCUCCAUAGGAGAUGAAGUUUUAAUAAAUCCAAGUCAAGGCACACACAAAUCUUGAAUCUUGCUACUAAACUUUUUUCUGGUUUUCAUUUCUUUUCAAAAGUGUAAAGCCCUUGCUUUUUGCUACGUUUUUUUUUUGCCAUUUUUAUAUGCACUUCCAACAACAUUGUUACUGACACGAAGUAAUAAGCUUCAGACAUCAGUCGUUCUCUAUGUGUGAGAAAUGAUAAGAGAAGCAAGAAGAGAGCAGUUAAGAAAUAUCCUAUAUCUACUCUGGAGUAUGUAAUAAACAGGAUCGUGACGUGUGAGCUCAAAAAAUCAUCAAGAGACCCGUGUUUAAUACCGUCGUCUGCAACUACUAAUGACAUAUUUUUAGUUAGAUAAAUUGAGAGAAGAACCAACUUCGUCGUCGGUAGCAAUAAAGCCUCAUGAAUUAUUAUUAUCUUUGCUUCUACUACAAGUCCUUUUCUCAUUCCCUAAAACACACACACCAAAUCCUUUAGAACCGGCAAACUCAAUGACGCAUUCAUUCUUUUGGUUCUGCAUUUUCG
This is a messenger RNA of Eruca vesicaria subsp. sativa (arugula), 1800 nucleotides long. The record is from the annotation of a GenBank genome assembly. Lineage: Eukaryota; Viridiplantae; Streptophyta; Magnoliopsida; Brassicales; Brassicaceae.